UUUCCCAGGAGUUUUCUGUGAUGGUGUUUUGAUAGUAUUUCCGUGAAAAUCAAGUGUUUUUCAGCUCACAAUCUGUCUCAGAAUGAUCUUGAGAAGAUUCUCUUCAGCUUCUGCAAAGCCUUUCUUCGUAUCAACGCCGAUUUUCUACGUAAAUGCCGCUCCUCACAUUGGUCAUCUCUACUCUGCCGUGAUCACUGAUGCGAUAUUUCGCUUUGAGAACCUCCUGAGACCGAAUCCUGAGAACCUCUUCACCACCGGUACGGAUGAACAUGGCACGAAGAUUCAGCAAGCAGCUGCCCAGAAGUCCAUCCCGGUGGAAGAGUACUGCAAGACAGUGUCUGGAAGGUACAAAAGCCUUUUCGGCGAGAUGGGUGUGAACUACACGGAUUUUAUAAGAACUUCCGAGAAGAGGCAUUUUUCUGCAGUGGAGAAAUUCUGGUUAGAACUGAAGAAGAGGGAUUGGAUCUACACGAAAAACUAUUCAGGAUGGUAUUGCGUGUCCGACGAGACCUUUCUCACUGAGAGUCAGCUGAAGGAGGACGGAAAGGGUGGGAAAGUGUCGCUGGAAUCUGGUCAUCCGACUGAGUGGACGGAAGAACUGAAUUACAUGUUCAAACUGGGACUGUUUCAGCAGGAAGUCGUGCGAUGGGCUGCUAAGGAAGAUUCUGUGCGCCCCCGGAAGUUCCAGAAGAUCCUAUUGGACAGUCUGGAAGAUGAUCUGCCGGAUAUUUCAGUGUCCAGACCUUCUUCUCGUGUGCACUGGGCAAUUCCAGUGCCCGGAGACUCAUCGCAAACCAUCUACGUGUGGCUGGAUGCUCUUGUGAACUACUUGACGUGCUCUGGUUAUCCGGAGAUGAUGGGUAAAUGGCCGCCGGAUGUUCAGGUGAUUGGGAAGGACAUUCUGAAGUUCCAUGGAAUCUACUGGCCUGCAUUUCUGAUUGCAAACGAUCUGGAACCGCCCAGGAGUUUAUUCGUUCACUCGCACUGGACUGUGGAUGACCAGAAGAUGUCCAAGAGCAGAGGAAAUGUGGUGGAUCCCAUGGAGAGAGCCUCUGUGUAUACUUCUGAGGGACUGAGAUACUUCCUGCUGAGAGAAGGAGUGGCGCACAGCGACGGAAAUUACAGUGAUGUGAAGAUCUUCAGAUACCUAAAUGCAGAACUUGCAGACACUCUGGGGAAUCUUUUGUCCAGAUGCUGUGCUAAAUCCUUGAAUCCUCAGCAGAUCUGGCCAGCAUUUGAUGCGGAAAUACUUGAAGAAUUACUAAAAAUUGACGCUACGAAGAAACUAAUCGAGUGUCUUGAGGCUCUGCCUGAGAAAUGCUUUUCUCACUAUCAAGAGGGCAGUUUUCAUCUGGUGGUGGAUUCUGUGAUGACUACUCUUCACUCUGGAAACAACUUCUUCGAGACAAUGCGUCCGUGGGAGCUGAAAAAAGGCACAGAAGAGCAAAAGAAGCGACUGGAGGCGAUUCUCUGUCUGACAAUGGAAGCUCUUCGCAUCACAGCGAUUAUCUUGCAGCCAAUCAUUCCCAAGAUGAUGGGAAGUCUUCUGGACAAACUCUCCGUAGAUUGUGAGCAAAGAUUGUGGCAGAAUUCUCAAGGAUUCCUCUGGAAGUGUGGAUCGAAAGGGAAGACGAAGCUCUCGGAUGAAUCUUCAGUGCUCUUCAGGAGACUUCAGUCCGAGAAAGGGAAGCAAGUCGCCACUCAAUAGAAUAUUUAAAUUUAUUUUCUUAAAUAAAGUGAAGCAAAGAUUGUUUUAAAA
This is a messenger RNA of Phlebotomus argentipes, 1759 nucleotides long. It is a transcript of the gene MetRS-m, whose product is annotated as methionine--tRNA ligase, mitochondrial. The record is from RefSeq and is a predicted model, not a curated record. NCBI's taxonomy places the organism in Eukaryota, Metazoa, Arthropoda, Insecta, Diptera, Psychodidae. Gene Ontology annotation, biological process: methionyl-tRNA aminoacylation. The transcript has 3 exons. Gene Ontology annotation, molecular function: ATP binding; methionine-tRNA ligase activity. The coding region runs from base 83 to 1708 and encodes 541 amino acids.